This is a messenger RNA of Scomber japonicus (chub mackerel), 945 nucleotides long. RefSeq names its product interferon-induced protein 44-like. The record is from RefSeq and is a predicted model, not a curated record. Bases 1 to 867 code for a protein of 288 amino acids. Lineage: Eukaryota; Metazoa; Chordata; Actinopteri; Scombriformes; Scombridae. The transcript has 7 exons.
AUGGGUGCAAUUAACGCUAAACCACUUCUCGACAAACCAUGGAGAGAAAUAAACUGGAAAGACAAACAGAGCGCUCUGCAGCAUGUGAAGAACUACAAACCUCAAGUUGAAGAUCGGCAGCUCAGGAUUCUUCUUCAUGGACCAUCUGGAGCUGGAAAAUCCAGUUUCAUUAACUCUGUUAAAAGUGUCUUAGAAGGCAAAAUGUGUAGAGUGGCCUUGGUGGCUAACGUUGCUCAAGCCUGUCUGGACAAAAAGUACACAACCUACAAGAUCGAAAAGGAAAACCCAAACUCCUUUUACCCUUUUGCAUUGAAUAACACCAGAGGCCUAAUGGAAGGAGAAGGUGUCCCUGUGGACGACAUCAAACUGGCUUUGAAGGGACGUGUGAAGGAAGAUUACAAGUUCAAUCCUAAAUGUAAACUGUCAGAAGGCGACCAAUACUACAACACAACAGUAAAUCCCAACGAUGAAGUGCAUGUCCUGGUUUGUGUAAUUUCUGCUGACACAGCAAAUCAUAUGAGACAUGAAGUUAUAAGGAAGAUUCAUGAAAUCAGGAAAGCAGCCAGUGAACUAGGGAUUCCUCAAGUGGCCGUUAUCACCAAAGUUGAUAAGGCCUGUCCUGAGAUCAAAGAAGACUUAAAGAACGUCUACAAGUCUGCUUACCUGAAGGAGCAGAUGGAGCAGUUCAGUGCAGACGUGGGCAUCCCGAUGAACUGCAUCUUCCCCGUGAAAAACUACUCUGAAGAAAUCGAUUUGAAUGAUGACGUUGACUCACUGGUCCUGAACACACUGAAACACAUCAUCGACUUCGGAGAAGAAUUCAUGAACCACAAAAUGAAUCAUCCUGAAGGUUCAUACUUUGUUUGAGAACAGCAUAAAAAAGGCUGCAUGUCAUGACAAUUGCACUAUUAUCAAACAGAAUCUUCUACAUCAUUUUGCUUAUUU